Platichthys flesus (European flounder) is the source of this 5162-nucleotide messenger RNA. It is a transcript of the gene col15a1b, whose product is annotated as collagen, type XV, alpha 1b. Gene Ontology annotation, cellular component: basement membrane. The coding region runs from base 112 to 3870 and encodes 1252 amino acids. Lineage: Eukaryota; Metazoa; Chordata; Actinopteri; Pleuronectiformes; Pleuronectidae. The record is from RefSeq and is a predicted model, not a curated record. The transcript has 43 exons.
UGAUUUCAGGUCUCCACAGUCGGGCAGAGGGACCACAGAGUUUGCUGAAUUUCAUCACACAGUACUCGGAGUUCACUUCCAAACCUGGAUUUUAUUCAUUCACCUGCUAAAAUGUUUCAAAGGUGGUCUCUUGUCCUGCAUCUCAUCCUGCUGUGCUGGUUGACCGCUGCCCUGCAGGUUAUAGAAGAGCGAGGCUCGGGGGGGCAUCUGGACCUGACUGAGUUAAUUGGCGUGCCUCUCCCUCCCUCGGUCUCUUUCACUCCUGGAUAUGAAGGGUUCCCAGCGUACAUCUUUGGGCCUGAAGCCAACAUUGGCCGGCUCACCAAGACCUUCGUGCCGGGGCCAUUCUACAAGGAUUUUGCCAUCAUCGUCACGGUGCGACCGUCCAGUCAGAGGGGGGGCAUGUUCUUCGCCAUCACAGACGCCGGUCAGCAGGUGGUGGAGCUGGGUUUGGCCCUCACUCCGGUGCGUGGGGGCCUCCAGAGCAUCUUAUUGUACUACACUGACAGAGGGCAGGUGUCCCACAGCCACAAAGCUGCUGCCUUCAGUGUCCCCGACAUGACUGACCAGUGGACACGGUUCACGGUGGUGGUGGAGCAUGAUGAGGUGCGUCUCUACAUGGACUGUGGAGAGGCAGAGAGGGCAACUUUCCAUCGCAGCCCAGAGAGACUCACAUUUUCUCACAACUCAGGCAUCUUUGUCGCCAACGCAGGAAACACGGGGCUUGACAAGUUUGUGGGCUCCAUUCAGCAGCUAGUGAUAAAAGAUGAUCCGAGGGUGGCUGAGGAGCAGUGUGAAGAUGAUGAUCCUUAUGCCUCGGGAUUCGCCAGCGGAGAUGAUGCUCUGGAUGACAGGGAGACAGAGGAGGAAAUGUCCAAGAGCAAACACGGCACAGCACAGGGGGAGGACAGUUUUCCAGUCAGGGCUCCUCCCACUGAGGCUCCGGCGGAGGAGCUCGAAGAGUUUUCUGGUCACAUGACACCAACAGAGAGCAAUGAAGAAAUGAUAGGAGGGCCACACCGGACAGAGGAGGCAGGAGAGAGAUCAGGAGACGGUCAUGUCAGGCCUGAGAUAAAAGGAGAGCGUGGAGAUCCCGGACCACCUGGUCCCCCAGGACCGACCCCUCGGCCUGGGCAAACUCAUCCUGGAUCAAGGGGGACCAAAGGGCCAGCCGGGACCCCCGGAUCCACUGGACUGCCAGGGAGAGAUGGACAGAAGGGAAACAAGGGGGAUACAGGAGACCCAGGUCAGAGAGGACCUCAGGGAUUUCCAGGUUUGGAUGGAGAAGCUGGACCAAGAGGAGACAAGGGAGACUCGGGAAUCGGUUCACCAGGCCCUCCAGGCCUCCCUGGGCCACCUGGACCCCCAAGAUCACGCAGUGUACCAUAUGGAGCAGAUGCUCUGGGUUCUGGCUUUGAAGACUUGGACAGUGACACUGAACUCAUCAGGGGUCCUCCUGGUCCACCAGGGCCUCCAGGGCCUCCUGGUGCCUAUGGAUCUGACAUGUCAGCUGACACAGCUGAAGGACUCCCCUCUGGUCACGACGGCCCCUCUGGUGUCCCCGGAAGAGACGGGGCCCCAGGCAAACCUGGAAUACCAGGUCCAGCAGGAAAGGAUGGGACUCCAGGUCUACAAGGAGCAGGGGGAGAGAAGGGGGACCAAGGGUUAACUGGACUACCUGGGCCAAAGGGUGAAUGUGGCUCUCUGGGAACACCAGGGCUCCCGGGGGCCGAAGGGCCCAGGGGCCCGCAGGGGGAGAGAGGCCUAAUAGGUCCCCCAGGACUGCCUGGACCCCCGGGACCUCAGGCAACCAAAUUCUUUGUAGAGGAUAUGGAGGGAUCAGGGAAGAGUGACAUGCUCCUUGGAGCUGGAGUGAAAGGCCCACAGGGUCCUCCUGGCCUACCUGGCCCACAAGGACCUAAGGGUGAGGACGGAGCCCCUGGAUCUCCAGGGCUCUCUGUGAAGGGAGAACCGGGAGACCCCGGAGCAGAGGGUCUCCAGGGUCCUGCUGGACUACCAGGAGUUCGGGGGGUGAAAGGAGAAAAGGGAAAUCAUGGACCAAAGGGCGAUCGAGGCGCUGAUGGACUCAGUAUCCCAGGAUCACCUGGGCCUCCGGGACUGCCUGGACCUAGUUUUAAUUUGCAGGAUUUGCUCCUCAACGUUACGGAUGGAAUUUUCAACUUCACAGAGAUCAGAGGACCACCGGGGCCCAUGGGCUCUGAAGGCUUGCCAGGCAGAGCUGGAUUUCCUGGCCCCAGAGGACCAAAGGGAGACAUAGGUCCGGAGGGUAUCCAGGGGCCUUCAGGACUCAAGGGAGAAAAAGGAGAGGCAGGAGUCACCAUUGCUGCUGAUGGAUCUCUCUUAUCUGCACCGAGAGGCCCCCAAGGGCCCAAAGGCAUUAAGGGUGACCGUGGGUACCAAGGACCAUCUGGAGUUAUGGGCCCAAUAGGACCGCCAGGACUAAAGGGAGAAUAUGGCUUCCCUGGUCGGGCGGGGCGACCUGGUUUGCCUGGAAGGAAAGGAGACAGAGGAGAAGCUGAUGGCCUGCAGGGACCACCAGGUCCUCCCGGCCCACCUGGAAUUCCAGGAAGAAUUCUUGGUCUCAAGGGAGAGUCAGUGACAAGGGGAGAUUCAGCUGGAGCUAAAGGUGACAAAGGAGAUGAGGGGAUGCCUGGAGAGCCAGGUACAUCUGAAUCUGGAUUUCUGGAUGGAAUUGUGGGUGCGAGAGGAAAUCAGGGGAACAAAGGUGAAAAGGGAGAAAAGGGUGACACCGCUGGGCCUGGUCCUCCGGGAAUGCCUGGCAGGUCAGGACUUGUGGGUCCAAAAGGUGAGUCCAUCGUGGGUCCUCAGGGUCCCGUAGGUCCUCCUGGCGUGCCUGGAGCCCCUGGGUUCGGGCGACCCGGCCCCCAAGGCCCCGCUGGCCCCGCUGGCCCUCCGGGACCUGCACCUCCAUAUGGAUCUGCUGACAGCGUACCUGGCCCUCCUGGUCCUCCCGGUCCACCAGGAUCUUCAGGAUCCGGCAACCUGGUGACCGUCUAUAAAUCAACUCACGCUCUGAUCAGAGAGAGUCAACGGGCUCCAGAAGGAACCCUGGCCUAUGUUUCUGAGAGAGGAGGAGAGCUGUACAUCAAGCGGCGGAGCAGCUGGCGCAAGAUCCAGCUCGGAGAGUUGCUCCAUCACGGACCUUCCUCCUCAGCAGAUUCUCAGACGCUCAGCGUAUCUGGAGAAUAUAGCAGACCACAACGGAGCCACAGCCAGGAGCUGCAGGAGGGCGGUAGAGGAUAUCAGCCAAGCUUUAACGUACUACCCCAGACCUUUAAUUCUGUUCCUGGGCUCCAUCUGGUAGCACUGAACUCGCCUCUGAAAGGGGAUAUGCGUGGCAUCCGGGGGGCCGACUUCCAGUGCUACCAGCAGGCGCGCUCCGUGGGACUGACGGCCACGUACAGGGCCUUCCUGUCCUCACACCUCCAGGACCUGUCCACCAUCGUGAGGAAGGCGGACCGCAAUGACAUGCCAGUGGUUAAUCUCAGGGGUGAAGUGUUGUUCAGUAGUUGGAUGUCCAUCUUCUCUGGGAAUGGAGGAACAUUUAAUCCAUCCACUCCCAUUUACUCCUUUGACGGACGCAACGUUAUGACUGAUUCAGCAUGGCCAGAGAAGCUGGUGUGGCACGGCUCCAGCACCGUGGGCAUCCGCCUGACCCACAACUACUGCGAGGCGUGGAGAACAGGCGACAUGGCGGUGACGGGCCAGGCCGCGCUGCUGCAGACGGGCCGACUGCUGGGGCAACACACCCACUCCUGCUCCAACCCCUACGUCGUGCUGUGCAUAGAGAACACAUACGUGGGCAACACACAUCUGAGGAGGACCUGAGUUAACAGAGGACACACACACACACAAACACACACGUUAACACAUGAAGAAUUACACAUGCAGGCAUGCUGAUAGUAGAAAAUGUGAACACUGUGCACAUGAAUGGGAAAAACACGCAGGCACAUACACACAUAAUGAUGAUAUAGACAUGACUCUCGAGUACGGAUGAAAAACACGAUAUUUCCCCAAUUUGUUCUUUUCUUUUCUUAAUUGUUGAAUCACGCUCAUAUUGAAAAUAUAAAAAAAUGAAUAAAUAAAAUGAAAUAGGGCACAUUUACCACAACGCUUUGCUCGCUACACAAAUAAACACAGUACCCAGGUAACAUUGAAGGCUUGACCCAUGAUCGCAGUGUGGCGCCCCCUGCAGACCCGCCAACAGCUUUGUUUACACUCCUUUAUCUAUGAUUGUUGUCGGUUUCGGGAUAUUUCAAAUAUUUUUCUCAAGUUUUCUGCUGCUUGUGAACUGAACUAGUCUCAACAUUAACAUCUGUGCUUUAGCGUUAGCAUUAGAGUUGAAAUCAAUGUGUGAAUUUCAUUAAUUUAUACUGUAGCGGGACAUAGUGUGAAAAAUCUAGUAAAGUUCAGAUCUUGAAGAUGUUGUAACAUGUAUAUAUAAAUAUAUAUAUAUAUAUAUAUAUAUAUAUGUAUUUGUGUUGUUGUUGACAAAUGUUUUACUUUCUUACUCUGUAGAGGUAGAUGUAGAAGGUUUUUCGCUCACUGUGCUUCGACUGAGACGUAGUUGCAGUCUCGUGCCUGUAAAGAUGACGUAGGCCUGGUUUUCAUGGAAGUGUUUGUUUUGCUGAUCUGUGACUAUGAAGUUUCUGUUCAUACUAAACUUGAGGGGACAUUUGUACUGACUGACUGGUGCUCGCAGAAAAUAAAAUGUCCUAUUUUGUGUUUUUUAAGAGGUGCCUCCAUGUGCUUUUUCAGACACACGUGUGUCCAGGGCAUUAGCUGGAGGGUGCGUCCCUCAGCUUCUGUAGAAAAGAGCGCCUCAUUGUGGCACCUCCUCAGAAUAUUUUCUGUUUAAUCUUAUCACACUGAUUAUUUAGUUUGUGGGAGGUGAAGGUGCAAUACUGAUGAUCUUGUCUUGUUUUAGUGGAUUUAACUUUUCCAACUUUUUUUUCCUACGUUUUUUCAAAUAAAUUAGAGUCAUUAAGUCCAUACAGACAAUAUUUGAAUGUUGCGAAGAUUAGCUACUGGGCCGACCAGACCAGUGAGGCUGUGGCAGUAAAACCUGUGCAGUAAAGAGAGUAUGGAUACGUUUUAUUGCUUAUGGAUUCAAUGCUUGA